Molecule: messenger RNA, 4442 nt
Organism: Dalotia coriaria
Lineage: Eukaryota; Metazoa; Arthropoda; Insecta; Coleoptera; Staphylinidae
Exons: 9
Coding region: 358-4125 (1255 amino acids)
Biological process (GO): meiotic sister chromatid cohesion, centromeric; protein phosphorylation; mitotic spindle assembly checkpoint signaling
Cellular component (GO): nucleus
Molecular function (GO): protein kinase activity; ATP binding
Source: RefSeq, a predicted model, not a curated record
UUUUUCGGCGCAUCCGGCGUCGAGAUUCACGUCUUGAUUCGCAAUAAUCAGAGAGAUAAAUAAAUAAUAAUAGGUGUGAUAGUGCCCGAUUAGUUCACUGCGUGCCUUGGCAGUGCAACAUAUUGACGUUGUGCGCGAAACGUAACUUGAAGACGAUUACCAGCUAAAGUGAUUUCGAAACGUUGUUUUGGUUACAUACACAGUGUUUGAAGAGACUUUGUAAAUAGAUAAACCGGUAGGUUUUUGACAUCCUAGCCUAGCUGCUGCCGAUCCUUCCGCUCAGACUCGAGCCGUCACUGGAAGUUCUUUCGCUCUGGAUUUGUGCAUCGAGGCGACGGUAAAGGCGACGCGAUUGCGAUGGAUUUCGCGAUGAGCAAGGAGAAUAUCCAGCCGCUGAGGGGCGGCCGGAAUGCUGCACAGCUCGAGGUCGGGUUGCAGGCGCAGCACAAUCCGCAGUAUCAGGAGCAAUUGAUGCUACAAAAACAGCAAUUUGAAAACGCAAUUAGAAACUAUAACGGAGACGAUCCACUCGACAACUACUAUCAAUACAUUUACUGGGUCGAGCAAAGCUUCCCCAAACACGGACACGAAGGAAACUUUAUUAGUUUACUAGAGGACUGCCUAGGUCGCUUUGAGAAUGAUCCAAACUAUCAAAAUGACUUAAGAUUAUGUAAACUAUGGAUUAAAUAUAUUGAUCUGCAAGCGAAUUUCACCGAGUUAUACCAAUUAUUGUACGCGAAACGCAUCUGCGUCGGUUGUGCUGACAUGUACAAAGCCUGGGCGUACUACUACGAAGCUUCAGGUGAUUUCAAACGUGCCGAUCAGGUCUACAAGCUGGGCAAAGCUGAACUUGCGCAACCAUUCCAAGAACUCGAGGCGGCUUAUCAUAAUUUUGUCUAUAGUGCCGGAUUUCGAAUGUUAAACGAUGGCGCUGCUGAUACACGACGCUUGGCCGAGCAGAGACAAGCACUCACCAGCCUACAAACAUUCAAAUCCGGACAAGUUGGCAGUGUACGAGUGCCAUCUUCUACUGCAGGUCCCGGUAUUCUCCCAAUGAAUCAAGCUGGUUUCAACAAUGAGAACCGCUCGCAUGUGGGUCCCGUCAACGUGCACGAAGACUUCCAAGAUAUUCUCUUUGGUGGAGGCGCUGCACCAGUAAGCAUUCUUGAGACAUUGAAACGCGAGGCGCCGAAGGAGAAUGUCAUGGAGGCCGGCGUAUGGACGGGCGCUGUGAAGAAGACUCAUACUGUACAUAAAACAUCCAGCAUUCCAAUUCAUAUUGACUCAAUGGAACCACCGCAUGAACGCGGAAUUCAAUUACCUGCAUCAUUCGUCGCGCACACUCGCGAAGAUUUCUCCCAGUGGAAGGUGCCGCUCUGCGUGCCGGAUCCGGAAAACCCCAAUCAAAUCCCAAUGUAUUGCAAAGCGCAAUGCUACGCUGAUCCAAACAAAGAGUAUAGUAUUGAAGAAGUACGCGCACGGCGAUACAUGCGCAAAACUAAACAUCAGCUGAGUUUGGAUGCAUCUGCUAAUAUGGAGACGGACAUCAUGCAGCGCUCGAAUGCAUCUAUGGAAUGCGCUGAUACUUCGAUGAAUGCACAACAGCAGCAAAUGAACAAUUUCACGCACCCGCAACAAAUGCAAUCGCCACAUCCACACGUAAGCCUUCCCCAGCAACAACAGGCAAUUGCAAGCUCAGCACCGCCGGUGUAUGCCCCACCGCCGAAACACAUGCACCCGCAAUACAGCCAACAAUAUAAUCCACAUGUACGUAGUCCUAUGCAUCUGCCAAGUAAUAUGUAUAAUCAUGCACCACCGCUACAACAACAGCAGCUUCCGAUGCAAGUACCCCCACAUAUGCAUCAUUCCAUGUCCCAACCACCGCAGGUUACACAAAAUCAGCACUACACUGUACCUAGUAGUCCUGUAGUUCAUCACAGCCCGAGUUAUCGUGUAUCACCGAUGCAUUCUCCUCCACGUCAUCCUAGUCCCUAUAGACAUGUUAUGCCCUAUGAGCAACACUCGAUUGGUGGACAUCCAUCUAUGGGUCCUGGCCCAGGUCCACAAAUACAACACCAGCAUCCUUCUAUAUCGCAACAUCAGCACUCUAUGAAUCAUUCACAGCAUUUGUAUCCGGCUAUGAUGCAGCCGAUGCAAUCGCCUAAUCACUCUUAUCCACAAAUGCACAACUUGCCGCCGAUUGAGAAUUCUGCGUACAACGAGCCAAAGACCUAUACUAAUCUUGCGUUGCAAUCACCGCUGACGCAAACUUAUCAGAAUCAUAGCGCAAUGCGUACGAUCGCUGACACGCAGCAGAUGCAUAAGUCACUCUCGGAGGAUUCGGCUAUCUCGCACGGUGUUGAUAUGUUUAACUUGUGGAGUAACAGCGAUACGUCGUCACCAGUCGUGCCAAUCCGGCCGCAGCAGCCACUUGCGCAUUUUUCGGCUUAUGCUGACUCGCCGACAACGAGCAGUUGGUUCCAGCCGCAGAUAGAACCCAAGGGUAAUGCGAUGAAGACGCCGAUAAAGAUUCUGAAUGAUGAUGAACUGGCGGAGACUGGGUCACGAGGUGGAUUGGAUCAUGCUGCUGCUGCGCAGCCCACUGAUGGGGCCAAGAGGGUUUUCGAAGAGGAUGAUGUGGAUCUAGCUGCUAAUACGGAGGUGUUUAAUCUCAAUGCUAUGCAUGUGAGCACGCCGCAGAACAAGAUGAAUAAUGAGAAUGCUCCGCCACCACCCAUGGAUCAUCUCAAAUCAACAAAGAAGAAAUUGUUUGAGCAUCAGAUGUCUGAUAUUAUGGAGGAGGCUAGCAAUUUUCAAUCUUCUGGUAGUGCUGGAAGUAGUAGCGCUCUUGGAAGCGGUGGUAGACGGUCUGUUUUCGGGGUAUCCAGACCAGGGACAAUGGAACCCAUUAGUGAGCAAAGCAAUUAUCAUUUCAAUUUAUCACAAAAUAUGAAAGCGAACGCAGAAUUGCGAUUGAAAUUAGGCAUGGAUUGCGAUUCUGCGCCUGAGUCGCCAAUUCAGCAGCCAUUGCUGACGUCUUACGAAAAUUACGAAGUUUAUCCAGCAGAAGAACAUUAUGAACCUGAAGUUGUGGAAUACGAUGAUGAACCUCAACAACACGUACCAUAUCCAGUAUUAAACAUUCAACCGACAGAUCCAUUCACAAAUAAAGUGCUAGAAGGCUUUCUAGCGCAUGUGAAUUUCCCUGGUCGGCAUCGCCGUAGCCUAGUGCGCAUAAACGGCGUACCGAAGUUGGCAGUAAAGAAAGAUCCUUGCCACGUGGGCAAAGAUCGUUACUUAGUUGAUAAACUACUCGGGAAAGGAUCGUAUGGUAAUGUGUACAAAGCAGUGCAAUGCGCCACCGGCGCUGUCGUCGCCCUAAAGAUACAAAAACCCGCAAACAAGUGGGAAUUCUACAUCUGUAAGGAGAUUCAGGCGAGAUUAGCUGAUCAUCCAUUGCGGGAUUGUUUUAUGAACGUUCAUAUUGGUUAUUUUAGUGAUUUAGCUUCGGUUUUGGUUUCUGACGUGCACAAUACCUCCCUGUUGAAUUUAAUCAACAUGAUUAAGGUGAACCUGAGCAAUGCCCCGAAACACCACCUGUCUAUCCACCUUACCAGUGAGAUGAUGAAGAUAGUGCAGGCGUUGCAUCAGGUGCGCAUCAUUCACGCCGAUAUAAAACCGGAUAAUUUCCUCGUGAUGGUGACGAAUGAUGUGGUGCGACUACAGCUGAUCGACUUUGGCUGCAGUAUUGAUAUGUCGUUGAUGCCGGAAGGCACGACGUUCACGCGCAAAGUGAAGACGGUGAGCUUCCAGUGCUGCGAGAUGAAGGACGACCGCCCGUGGAAUUAUCAUACGGAUUUGUUCUGCAUUGCUGCCACGUCGCACGUGCUGUUGUUUGAGAGUUACAUUGAGAUGAAGAAGGCGGACGGCCGUUGGUCCAUCACGAAGAAGAUUCCGCGCUACUAUCGUGAUGACCUGUGGAGCACGUUUUUCAGCAGCAUGCUCAAUAUGCAAGAGGGACUCGCUGAUCUUGAUUAUCUUAUCUCGUUCUUUGCUGAUGCGCUCGAUCCGAAGGAGCUGCGCUCGGCGACGACUUACAUUAUCAAUUCGUUUAAGAAUCGCUAGACUAUUAACUAUUAACGUUGUUUUAUAUUAAUUUUUAAACGGUUUAUGCUCGACACGUAAGAGUUGAUCGACUUAGCAUUGGUUGCCUACACGAAUUCAAACAAAAUUACGAUAAAAAAUAAUGUUUAACGCAGAAGACGUAAUUGAUUUAAUUGAUUUAUUUUCAGUUAUUGGCAAGAGGUAAUUCUUGCUGAAUUUGUUAUAUGAAUUAACGUAUGUUUGGUUGCCUACGGGGUGGGAAGAAAAUAAUUAAUUUCUAAUUAAUUUUGGCAACAAAUACCUAUAAAGAUGAUUAAAUUAUUGAAAUGACCAUAUAA